AUGCUUCUCACCCUGACAAACGUCGCUUACGCCUUGGCAAAAGCUUACCCUUCUUCUGCGGUUCGGGCAGCCCGGCCCUAUUCGUGGCUGCAAAGCGCGGCGAUGUCCGAAUUCUACAAUGACAUAGUUGCCUCAAACGGCGCUUACAAAUACUUUUUAGAUGGGCAAUGGCGGGAAAGCGAAUCGGGCAAGACUGUAAGCGUCACAAACCCAUCUACGCGGCAGACGUGCUACCAAGUUCAAGCAUGUACGCAAGGGGAAGUCGACAAGAUGUUCGAGUCUGCGAAAGUUGCCCAGAAGGCAUGGGCAAAGACGCCGCUCUGGAAGCGCGCGGAGCUCUUGCAUAAAGUCGCGGCCCUUAUGCGUCAGCACGCCAAGCCCAUCGCAGAUUGCCUCGUCAAAGAGGUGGCCAAGCCCGCCAAGGACAGCCUGAGCGAGGUGGUGCGCUCAGCCGACCUGCUGGACUACUGCGCGGAGGAGGGACUGCGCUUCCUCGGGGAGGGGCAGCUGCUGGCGGCGGACUCCUUCCCGGGACACGCCAGGAACAAGCUGUGCCUUGCAUCCAAGGUCCCCCUGGGCGUGGUGCUGGCCAUCCCCCCCUUCAACUACCCGGUUAACCUGGCGGUCUCCAAGCUGGGUCCGGCGCUGAUGGCGGGCAACGCGGUGCUGCUGAAGCCGCCCUCGCAGGGGGCCGUGGCGGGGCUUCACAUGGCGCACUGCUUCCACGCUGCGGGGCUGCCGACGGGGCUGCUGGCGGUGGCUACGGGGCGGGGCGCGGAGAUAGGGGACUACCUCACCAUGCACCCGGGGGUCAACUGCAUCUCCUUCACAGGAGGGGAUACAGGCAUCUCCAUCAGCCGCAAGGCGGGCAUGGUGCCGCUGCAGAUGGAGCUGGGCGGCAAGGACGUGGCCAUCGUGUGCGCCGACGCGGACCUGGCCCUGGCGGCGCGCGCCAUCGUGCGGGGCGCCUUCAGCUACAGCGGGCAGCGCUGCACGGCGGUGAAGCUGGUGCUGGUGGAGGCGGCGGUGGCGGAGGCGCUGGUGGGCGCGCUGGCGGCGGGGGUGGCCGGGCUGCGGGUGGGGUUGCCAGAGGAGGACGCGGACAUCACACCGGUGGUGUCGUCCAGCAGCGCGGAUUUCAUCGAGGGGCUGGUGCGGGACGCACAGGAGAAGGGCGCCACCUUUGUGAACGGCGCGUUCCGUCGCGAGGGCAACCUGCUGUGGCCGCUGCUGCUGGACCACGUGCGCCCCGACAUGCGGCUGGCGUGGGAGGAGCCGUUCGGGCCGGUGCUGCCCGUCAUGCGGGUGGCCAGCGUGGCGGAAGCGGUGGCGCACUGCAACGCCAGCAAGUACGGGCUGCAGGGCUGCGUGUUCACCCGCGACAUCAACGCAGCCAUCGCCAUUAGCGAUGCCAUGGAAACGGGCACGGUGCAGGUGAACGCGCCGCCCGCUCGCGGCCCCGACCACUUCCCCUUCCAGGGCUUCCGCGACUCGGGCAUCGGCAGCCAGGGCAUCCGCAACUCGCUGGCCAUGAUGGUCAAGACCAAGUCCACCGUCAUCAACCUGGACAAGGAGAGCUACGCCAUGGGAUGAGCGGAGGGUGAGGGGGUCAGGAAGCAAGGACUUGAGCAAACCUGACGGGUAGGGGCUGCAACACGUUGCGUCGGGGGUGUGCCCUCGAAUCUCGUUCGUAGAGAUACGUGCCAGGCUAUGAGAGUGGCUGCUGCUUGUAUACCGUUAGGGGUUGGGGCGAUGAGGGAAGCUCGGUUGGUGCAGGCCUGGGAUAACAGAUGGAAGGGACGCUGUACUACGUACACUGGCACCAUGUGACCCGGGUUAGGAAGGCACCUCCCAUCAUAUGCUCUCACCGCUGCCUAUAAUUGGCCUUGAAGUAGGCGGAUUGCCGUGGCAUCAUUGCAUAUGGACCCCCUGCACUUAUAGGGAGGUUUCGGUUCGUGCUUGCCGUGGCUGUUGGGCCGUGGGUGGAGGAAACUUGGGUGGUGCGAGGCGUUGACCAGUGCAGGGGUCUCGUUUUGCACACGGUAUUGCAGGGCCGCUGGGGCUCAUUGCUUGCCGUUCAGGGCCUUUUUAUUGGAGGUACGGCAGAGCCCCACUACGUUGUGGUCCAGGCUUACGGCGGUUGGAGUGACACGGUGUAGCAUUAUGCGAAGGCGGUGGAUGACAACGUGAGAGGGUGUUCUUUGCUCGAAUACGAGAGGCAGGUGAUAUGCGGGGAAAAUGGAAAGCUACAUGUGCGCAGCCUACAAUGCGUGAGAGAGGGUGAGAGACAAAGUGAUUCGAGGUAGGCGAGUGAUUUUGAGCGUUGAGUGUUUUUCUUUGACCUACAGCCCAUGCAGACUUAUCUUGUACCGGUACUGUAUACGACCUUGGAGAGACUGUUGAAGCGCCUGUGGAUGGAGUGGGUCUAGUGUAAGCAGGUGAUGUGUUGGUGGCGUAAAACUUGGAAGGCACGCGUGAGGUGCGUAUCCGACGUCGACAUGGCUCGCGGCACUACCGGCGGUUGGUCCAAGAUGGCGCUGUCCUUUGGAUGCUAUAGUUUGACAUGUCAUGCGCACGAUGCGAUUAAGACAAUGCUUCGGGAAUGAGAAUAGGCGAUGCUGCCAGGAAUACUUCCGUGCCCUUCUGUUGUUGCGGCAGCGCGGUGGCAUGUACCAUGUCCUUCUGUGGGCUUCAACAAGACUAGCAGUGCACGUUUGCGGAUAUAGAAGGACUAAUCUCCAUUCACAUGUAACAAUGGCCGAUGA
Messenger RNA from Astrephomene gubernaculifera, 2765 nucleotides. Lineage: Eukaryota; Viridiplantae; Chlorophyta; Chlorophyceae; Chlamydomonadales; Astrephomenaceae. The record is from the annotation of a GenBank genome assembly.